AUGGGAGUGGACAAGCAGACCGUCCUGCUCUUUGCAGCUGCUGCCGCAGUGCGCCUGUUCCUCUUCAUCGCCUUUCCCUCCCUCCCAGAUCUAUUGACCGGCCGAGUGGAAGUGUCCACACCCAUUACAAGCUUUAAGAGAUUGCAAGAAGGCCUUUUUCUGUAUACCCACAAUGUUUCUCCAUACGAUGGCGGAGUCUUUCACCAGGCUCCUCUAUUGCUACCCAUAUUUGCCCUUCUUCCAAACGUCUCGACCCAUCCCCUACCCACCGCGAUUGUCUACAUAGCUCUGGACCUGUUGGGUGCUUAUGCACUCGUGAGGACCGCCGAAUCCGGCGAAUCAGUCACAUCGCGACUAUAUACCUCUCCGCGAAAGCAUCUUAGUUGGAGUAGUGCUGCGAUUGGCGCGAGCUUCCUUUUGAACCCCUUCACCAUCGUUACCUGUCUGGCGCGGUCAACGAGCGCAUUCACCAACUGCGCCAUUCUUUUCGCCAUCUUCAAAGCAACCGCUGGGCAUUCCUUCCACCUCGUGCUUUCACUGGCCGUUGCCUCUUAUACCUCGCUCUACCCGAUCCUCCUUGCUCCGCCGCUUCUCAUCCUUUGUUACGACCGACAAGUUCGCCAAGCAGCUGCGAAGCCGACCGUCCCGUCCCCGGUCACGUUCGCAAUACAACAUACCGGAGGCUUGGUGGCUGCCAUCGGAUGCUUACUAUGCAUAUCGUACAUGCUGACCGGGUCGUGGGAAUUCAUCGGUUCCACAUAUGGUUUCCACCUCCUUCUGCCGGACCUGACUCCCAACGUCGGCCUGUGGUGGUAUUUCUUCACCGAGAUGUUUGACUCGUUCCGGGAAUUCUUCUUGGCGGUUUUCUGGUUGCACAUGGCCUCCUAUGUCGGCGGUUUGACCCUCCGUCUACGGGAACAGCCUCUGUUCGCGAUCGUUGCGUUGUUGGGGAUAUUUGCCAUCUUCCUGCCAUACCCGAGCGUGUCCGAAACCGCGGUUUUUGUUGGCUGCCUGAGCCUUUACAGCCAUGUGUUCCCAUUGAUGCGGUACGCGUUUCUCUCCUCCACCGUGUUGCUCUAUGCAACCUUCUUCGGGCCUGCCUUCUAUCAUCUCUGGAUAUAUGCCGGGUCAGGCAACGCGAACUUCUUUUACGCCAUAACACUAGUCUGGAGUCUCGCGCUCAUCAUGAUCCUCGGGGAUUCGCUGUUCGCGGUGCUCCGCGACGAAUGGGAAGCGGAGCGACCCGACAUGGUUGGGAAGGAGGUCCGCCAGAUUUGA
Eremomyces bilateralis CBS 781.70 is the source of this 1278-nucleotide messenger RNA. RefSeq names its product putative GPI transamidase component PIG-U. NCBI's taxonomy places the organism in Eukaryota, Fungi, Ascomycota, Dothideomycetes, Eremomycetales, Eremomycetaceae. The record is from RefSeq and is a predicted model, not a curated record. Gene Ontology annotation, biological process: attachment of GPI anchor to protein; protein localization to cell surface. Gene Ontology annotation, cellular component: GPI-anchor transamidase complex; membrane. The coding region runs from base 1 to 1278 and encodes 425 amino acids. The transcript is spliced from 5 exons.